This is a messenger RNA of Gopherus flavomarginatus (Mexican gopher tortoise), 4111 nucleotides long. It is a transcript of the gene SFSWAP, whose product is annotated as splicing factor SWAP. NCBI's taxonomy places the organism in Eukaryota, Metazoa, Chordata, Testudines, Testudinidae. The record is from RefSeq and is a predicted model, not a curated record. The coding region runs from base 1028 to 3757 and encodes 909 amino acids. The transcript is spliced from 20 exons. Gene Ontology annotation, molecular function: RNA binding. Gene Ontology annotation, biological process: RNA processing; mRNA 5'-splice site recognition.
UAUAGUUGUAUGCUAUUGUUGAUAUGGAAGUUUAAGCUUCAUGAUGAGGCCUGUCAUCUAAUGGUACAGUAGUUUUAUUUUUGUGAUUAGAAAUUUCAUUAGCCAGUUCUGUGGUGUAAAUUAAGGCUGUUGUGGUUUCGUAUAGCAAUGGCCUGAGAUAGAACAGCUGCAGAAAUUGUUGGGAGCAAACUCUAAGUAUGUGCAUGUAUGUAUACAUAACAUUUAAAACCAAUAACAAUCUACAUUUGUAAGUUAAGGAGGUUUGCAUUUAUGAACAAAAGAUGAAACAUUAUGCACUAACCUUAUCAGCUCCUUUGGAAAUUCAGAUUUUUAUCCCCAACAGCAUGAGAUCUUUUUCCCCAGUUGAAGAAAGCCUAUUACUGUGGGAAGACUGGGGCACAAAUUUGCCUGUGGAUAAACACCUUGAUUAACAAGACCAACAUAUCUCAGUAACGUUUUCUAUUAGUUAUAUGUACUUCCUUUGUUUUUGAUUUAGCAAGAUGGCUCAGUCAAGAAUUGUGUGUGUGAAGACUAACCAGCGGAAUGAAGCUUACGAUCUCUUUAUUAUCUAUUGGUUUCUAAUAUUGAUACGUAACAGAGAAAUAUGUCAAACGUUAUGUUAAUGCGGCACUUUUUCUGCGCACAAAACCAUUUCUGCUUAGGAGAUGAAAUCACAUCGUUGGUUAUUGGUGCCAUUUUUAUGGUGAACCUCCUUAAAUUGCAUGUAUAUGUUACUGUUCCUAUGUAUGUUUGUCUCUCUAUCACAUAACCCAGAACUUAUUUCCUCAGCCAAAUGGCUAGGGGCCGAGCCUAGCCAUGAUUUUACCUCCAAUGGACGCAAGUUUCUUUGGUGAAGAUUUCUCCUGAGAGUUCGGGACUAGCAGAAAGAAGCGAGAAAAUUUCGACCGUUUGGUUCUUACGGAUAGGUAUGAUGGACGUGGUCACCUCCAUGACCUCUCUGAAUAUGACGCUGAAUAUUCCACGUGGAACAGAGAUUAUCAAUUAUCUGAAGAGGAGGCUAGAAUAGAUGCCCUCUGUGAUGAAGAGAGAGGAAGAAUAUAAGAGACUGAGUGAAGCUUUAGCAGAAGAUGGUACCUAUAAUGCCGUGGGAUUCAGUUAUGGCAGUGAUUAUUAUGAUCCUUCACAACCCACAGAGGAGGAGGAGCAGCAGGCCUCCAGAGAAAGAGAAGCAGCUCAGGCAGAAAAUGUCGAAGAAAAUGAAGAACCUUUCAUUGCUCCCUUGGGACUGAGUGUACCCCCUGAUGUAGAACUGCCACCAACUGCAAAAAUGCAUGCAAUUAUAGAGCGUACUGCAAAUUUUGUGUGCAAGCAGGGAGUUCAGUUUGAGAUUAUGCUGAAAGCCAAGCAAGCCCGCAAUUCUCAGUUUGACUUCUUGCGAUUCGAUCACUACCUCAACCCCUAUUACAAACUCGUUCAGAAGGCUAUGAAGGAGGGACGAUAUGCUGCUCCUUCUGAAAACAAAAUGGAAGAAAAAAAGAAUUCAAAAGUUAACUCUGAUGAAGAGGAGGAUGACGAUGAUGAAGACGGCAACUACCUGCAUCCGAGUCUCUUUGCCUCAAAAAAGUGCAAUAGACUUGAAGAGCUUAUGAAGCCUUUAAAAGUGGUGGAUCCUGAUCAUCCACUUGCAGCACUUGUCCGCAAAGCUCAGUCUGACAAUAACUCAUCUACCCCACAAUCAGCAGAUGGUGCAGCCAUACAGACAUCACAGGUGGACUAUCCUGCAGAUUCAACAGUGGCAGCCAUGUAUUACAGUUACUAUAUGCUACCUGAUGGAACCUAUUGCCUGGCACCUCCACCCCCAGGAAUUGAUGUUGCUACCUAUUACAGUGCACUGCCUGCAGGGAUGACUGUAUCAAGCACUACAGGAGUAACAUCAGUACCUCCACCUCCUGGUACUACACCUCCACCUCCCCCAGAUACAACUGAUUCCAAUAGUGGGUUAACUUCUACUACAUCUGCUCCAAGGACUUCUGAUGUUUGCAGCACAAUUGCUCCAGUGGUUGCCAUUAUCCCACCACCUCCAGAUAUCCAACCUGUUAUUGACAAGCUGGCUGAAUAUGUUGCUAGGAAUGGAAUUAAGUUUGAAACCAGUGUUCGUGCCAAGAAUGAUCUGAGGUUUGAGUUCCUGCAACCAUGGCAUCAAUAUAAUCCCUACUAUGAAUUUAAGAAACAAUUCUUCCUUCAAAAAGAGAGCAGUGACAGCUCUCAGGGUAUAUCUUUAUCAGAAGAUGUUCCAGCAGAUACUGCUUCAGACACACAGGGUGAAACUCAGUUUCUGGAUGAUCACACUUCUGAAGAUGCAUCUGAGAUGGGUGCCCCAGGAAUUAAAAAGGAUUCACCUGUCAGUAAAACUAUCAGUGAUGGUAAAUUGGUGAAAGCAUCAUUUGCUCCAAUAAGCUUUGCAAUCAAGGCCAAAGAAAAUGACCUCCUUCCCUUGGAGAAAAACCGUGUUAAGCUAGAUGAUGACAGUGAUGAGGAGGAGGAAGAGGGCAAGGAAGGCCAAGAGAAUGCUAGCGGCUCUUCAAAUAUUAAUCCAACACUCACCACUCCGUGUACUGCUGCCGAAGAGAAAAAACCUCAGCUUACCCAAGAGGAGUUGGAAGCCAAACAAGCAAAGCAAAAACUAGAGGACAGACUGGCGGCUGCCGCAAGAGAGAAGCUAGCACAGGCCUCCAAGGAAUCAAAAGAAAAGCAGCUUCAAGCGGAACGCAAACGGAAAGCUGCACUCUUCUUGCAGACCCUGAAGAAUCCCUUGGCAGAAGCAGAAGUUGAGAAAAUUGAGGAGAAUUCCUUCAAUAUAGAGAAAUGCCAAGAGGGGAAGUGUCAUCAACCAGGGGAAAGAGUCAGAAGGCUUUGCCAUGAGUACUGUAGCAAGGCUGUCAGUAACAUGCCAUAUCCUUUGUUGACUGGAGUCAGAACUUUGCCCACCGUGGAAGUUAAAUCAUCAGAAAAGCCUUCAAGCCAGAGCAAAGAUCCUCCCAGAGAUGAAGAAAAGGAAAAGAAAAAAAAGAAACACAAGAAAAGAUCUCGGACAAGAUCUCGGUCCCCUUCCAAAUAUCAUUCAUCAUCUAAGUCCAGGUCUAGAUCACAUUCAAAAGCAAAGCAUUCACUUCCCACUGCCUAUAGAACUGUCAGGCACUCAAGACUCACAGCAUCCACAGGGACACUGAGCAUGGAGCCGAGUCUGAGCAACUCAUCAAUGGCAGCAGCAACAGAGCGAGAAAAUUAUCAGGCAGCUUCGACAACGAAAAGAUUUGACUGCUGGAGCUCUUUAGAGGGAAAUCCUGGUAAAACGUCAAGAUCACGAUCUAGAUCUCCUCGGAGAAGGGUCCACUCACCUGAAAGGCGAAGAGAGGAAAAGGCUGUCCCAACAGCUUAUCGCAUUAGUAACAGUCCUGGAAUGAGUAGGAAACGCACACGUUCCAGAAGCCCCCAUGAAAAGAAGAAGAAACGACGGUCUAGAUCAUGUACCAAGUCCAAAGCUAGGUCUCAUUCACCAUCCAUGUCACCUGGCAAACAGUCCACACAUAAGAACUCUGUACAUUCAACUAGUGUGUCUCCUGUGGAGAGUAGGGAAUCCAGCCAAGAACGCUGCAGGGGCGUUUCUCAGGAAAAAGACGGCCAGAUUUCUUCAGCAAUCGUGUCUUCAGUGCAAAGUAAAAUAACUCAGGAUCUUAUGGCCAAAGUGAGAGCAAUGCUUGCAGCUUCCAAAAACAUACAAACUAGUGCCUCCUGAGACUUGUUGAAUUGACCAUCAAGAAAACGGUGUGAAGAGGAACACUUUAAAAAACUGCCUCAUCUCAAAUGUACAGCCGGCAAAUUUAGCUCAUUUUGGAUCAGUUCUCUUUUGUCUAAAGUUAUCAAAACCUGAAGAACUGAAAACCUUAUCAGUACGGAGCUGUCCCCUUGGAACUCGACUUUUUGCACCCAGAAUCUCUCUUGACAGCUUUUGGUUUUUGUAAAUUGAUUUUUUGACUAAUUCUUCAGUAAGAUUUUAUGAUCAGCUGUCUGUCUGUAUAUAUGUAAAUAUCAUGUUUCUGUGAUAAAGAAUUACACAAUAAAAGAGGAGAGAAACACCUUUUAUUAGCUA